Molecule: messenger RNA, 1239 nt
Organism: Geosmithia morbida
Lineage: Eukaryota; Fungi; Ascomycota; Sordariomycetes; Hypocreales; Bionectriaceae
Product: Major Facilitator Superfamily
Exons: 3
Coding region: 1-1239 (412 amino acids)
Biological process (GO): transmembrane transport
Cellular component (GO): fungal-type vacuole membrane
Molecular function (GO): transmembrane transporter activity
Source: RefSeq, a predicted model, not a curated record
AUGACCCGAGUCCGGCUCCAGACGGCGGACUCGUGGCCUGGUCUCAGUAGACACGAUGCAGGCCUGGCGGGCGGUUUUGUUAUCUGCAACAGCUGGGGGUGGAUCAACUCCUUUGGCGUGUGGCAGGACUACCUGCCCAGCAUGAUGCCGGAGCGUACGUCCCUGGAGAUAUCCUUCAUCGGGUCGGUGACGGUGUUCCUCCUCUUCUUCCUGGGGGCCUUUACGGGCCGUCUGGUGGACAUGGGGCUGUUCCGGCACAUCUUCCUGGCCGGCAGCGCUCUCCAAGUGGUCGGCAUCUUCUGCACCUCGGCCUGCACCGGGUACUGGCAGUUCAUGCUGGCGCAGGGCGUCUGUAUCGGCGUGGCCAACGGCUGCAUGUUCUGCCCCGCCCUGGCUCUCGUGUCCACCUACUUCCACCGGAGGAGGUCCAUCGCCCUGGGCAUCACGGCGUGCGGCAGCGUCGUCGGCGGCCUGGUCUUCCCCGUCAUGGCGAGGCAGCUCCUUCCCAGGAUAGGCUUCCCCUGGACCGUCAGGGCCAUCGGCUUCGUCCAGCUCGCCGGCCUGGUCGUGGCCAAUGCCCUCAGCCGUCCGCGCAUCAAGCCACGCAGGAGGACCGGUCCCAUCAUUGACCUUUCCGCCUUCAAGGAGUUGGAGUAUACCUUUUACGCCAUCGGCUCCUUUUCUUUCUUCUGGGGCGUCUACUUUGCAUUCUACUACCUCGCCUCCUUUGCCCGCAACGGCAUCCACGACCCAUUCACCUUCUCUGCCUCGCUUGACCUGCUGCUCAUCGUCAAUGGCGUGGGCGCGGUAGGUCGUCUGGUCCCCAACUUCAUAGCCGACCGCGUCGGCGCCGUCAACACCCUCAUCCCCGUCUGCGCCGCGGCCUCCCUGCUGGCCUUUUGCUGGAUAGCCGUCGACACCCCCGCCUCGCUGUACGUCUGGACCGUCCUCUACGGCCUGUUCGCCGCCGCCAUCCAGAGCCUCUUCCCCGCCGCCCUGUCCCUCCUGACCACCGACAUGCGUAAGAUCGGCGUGCGCAUGGGUAUGGUAUUUACCAUUGUGUCGUUCGCCGUGCUCACCGGCCCGCCAAUCGCCGGAGCCAUCAUCGAUUCGACCGGCUCGUACAAGGGUGCCCAGGCAUUCUCGGGCGCCUGCCUGGCUACCGGAGGUGUGUUCAUGACCUUGUCCAAGGUGGUCAGGAUGCGAAAGACGGGUGUGGGCUGGUCUGGCAAGGUGUAA